Dermatophagoides farinae (American house dust mite) is the source of this 1917-nucleotide messenger RNA. It is a transcript of the gene kra, whose product is annotated as basic leucine zipper and W2 domain-containing protein kra. Gene Ontology annotation, molecular function: protein binding. NCBI's taxonomy places the organism in Eukaryota, Metazoa, Arthropoda, Arachnida, Sarcoptiformes, Pyroglyphidae. The record is from RefSeq and is a predicted model, not a curated record. Gene Ontology annotation, cellular component: cytoplasm; membrane.
GAGAGCUAUAGAGAACGAGAGACAAAGACAAAAUCAAGUAACAUCGUCAUUUUUUUUUUAUUCAUUUAUUGCGAUUUCAUUUUUUUUCCUUUUGGAUUUUCGUCGUGGAAAAUCAUCAUCAUCAUCGUCGACGACAUCAUAAUCGGUUCAUUCAUCCAGACCGAAUAAUAAUCAUACAGCAGACACCAUUUAUUCGUUCACAUUUUUUGUUGUUUAACACGAAAAUCCCAAUCAUCAUCAAAUCAAUUGUUUGAAUUGUCACAAUUUUUUUUUGUUCAUCCUUUUUUUCGAUUAUAAUAUUUUGAUUUUCAAUUCAAUCGUUUCGUUGAACAUCAAAAGAAAAUCCAAGCGUUUUCUGGUGUGCCCGUUUUUUUCCCUUUUUGUUUCAUAUUUUAUUUUUAAGUUUAAAUAGAUUUCUGUAUACCAUCGAUUGUAUGAAUCAAAAAGCAGAGAGACCAACACUCCAAGGUCAACGAAUUAAGACCAGAAAAAGAGAUGAAAAAGAGAAAUUCGAUCCACAAGGAUUCCGUGAUUCGAUUAUACUUGGCAUCAAAGAAACAAACGGCGAUCUUGAUCAGCUUUCAAAAUUUCUCGACAUCUCUGGAUCAAAAUUAGAUUAUCGUCGUUACGGUGAAUCAUUGUGUGACAUAUUGAUUGCUGGCGGCCUACUAGCACCCGGUGGAUCAAUAUUGACCGAUAACGAGCCUGAACAAACCUACACCGAAUAUUCGGUAUUUGGACGACCAUCUGAUGACGAAUCAGUGAAACAAUUUGUUUCAUUAGUAUUUGUUCGUCUUAUACGGCGAUAUAAGUAUCUGGAAAAAUCAUUGGAAGAAGAUUUGAAAAAGAUUGUUGUCUUUUUACGUGCAUUUACCGCCGAUGAUCGUCUUAAAUUGGCUAAAUUAUUUGCCUAUCUAUUGGCAUCUGGUCAUAUUUCGGUCGCACCAUUGAAAAAAUUGCUUGAACAAGACCUGUUGAUCAAAGAAGGUUUUGGAUUUGAAUUCCUUUUGCAAGUAUUGCAAAGUUGGCAAAAUGAGAAAGAUGCAUCCACAGUGUGGACUGCUUUACGAAAAUCGGGAUUGGAUUCCAAAUUGUUGGAUUUUCUGCCAAAAUCCAAACGUAAUCAGGAUACAUUCAGUAAAUCAAUGCUUGAAUAUGGAUUACAACAAUUGUUGGCAUAUCAAGAGGCACAACGAGUGGAAACGUUGAAGAAAGAAUUAUCGCAAGAGAUUCAAAAUCAAAUCAAUGAAAAUGGUUCAACACCCAAAGAAUUGAUCGGUAUCGUUAAAGAUUAUAUGACAGAAUAUUCAUUGACAGAAACUGAAGUAAUUGUUAUUUUAUGGAAUACUCUCAUGAGUAUGGUUGAAUGGAAUAAGAAAGAAGAAUUGGUUGCCGAUCAAGCUAUGAAACAUUUACGGGUCUAUAUACCAUUAUUUGCUGAAUUUACUAAAACUAACAAGGCUGAAAUGUCAUUAAUGUUACGUAUACAGGAUUAUUGUUAUGAAAAUAUGAAUUUUUUGAAAGCAUUUCAAAAAAUUAUAUUUCUAUUCUAUAAGAAUGAUGUAAUCAGUGAAGAUGUCAUUCUUCGUUGGUAUAAAAAAGAUCAUUUAUCAAAAGGUAAAAGUAUCUUUCUUGAGCAGAUGAAAAAAUUUAUUGAUUGGCUUAUGAAUGCCGAAGAAGAAGAAUCUGAAGAAGAAUAAAAUCAUUCAUUCAUUCAUAACAAUCAUUCUGUAUGUGUGUUUUGUGUAUUCCGUUGAAGAUGGCCGUAUCCAUUUAACAAUCUUAUAGAUUCAACAUCAUAUAUGAACAUUGUUUACAAACACACACACACACCACCAACACCAAUUGAACCUUCUGCCAUUUAAAAUAAACACAAUUUGUUUAUCCUAUUUACUCUUUCUUUUUUCUCUACACAUA